This is a messenger RNA of Drosophila mojavensis, 1450 nucleotides long. RefSeq lists its product as uncharacterized. The record is from RefSeq and is a predicted model, not a curated record. The transcript is spliced from 2 exons. Lineage: Eukaryota; Metazoa; Arthropoda; Insecta; Diptera; Drosophilidae. Bases 416 to 1405 code for a protein of 329 amino acids.
GCUCGAUUUCCAUGUAUCAGUCUCCCACCACCAAUUAACUACGAGCAGAACAUACAAAUUGACAAUCUUGGAAAAUAAAAUUAGAAUAUACAAUAACCGAACUAAGUUAAAACCAGCUAACAUUCAUUAAAAAUGGAAUUUGAAUGUGUUGGUAAGAAUUGAUUUCAAAAUACCUAUACAGGUGCAUUCAAAACUAAUCUGACAAUUAUUAGCACUGAAAUUCGGAUAGAGGCAGAAAAUAACAAAAUAUUUAAACAUUAAUAAAACCAACUGAGAAUUGAAAUACGUGAGCAGUAUUUAAAGCAAAAGGAGAGCUUAAACCAAAGAACCAACCAAAUUUGCUAAUUUGCCAAAAAAGAAAAAAAGAAAGUAUAUAAGAAUAUAUAUACAUUUUUAUGUAUAUAACUAAAAAGAAAUGAACGGGAAUAGAAAAUCUAAAUCCCUGCGCCUAGUGCGAUUCGGAGAAAUAUUCUACGAUCAGCAGAAGCGUCUUAUAUUGAUAUGCCGAACCUGUCAGCGUCAUUAUUUGUGCCUGGACACCUUUCAGUCGCAUCUCAACAAAUGCAUUGGCAUCAGGCACAUAGUCACGUCGAUUAACGAGCUGCACUACGACGAAGCGAAACGAGAGACAAGAUUGAUCAAUGGCAAGCAAGAGCUGCACAUUUAUGAGCCGAGCGCAGUGCGUCAUGUGAACAGUGUGAAAUGUAAUAUUGACUGGGAAGCCGAGCUCGAGGAUCCGCGCUGGUAUACCGAGGAGAGUCGACCACUGCCCAACAACAACAAGGCGCACCAAUCGCCCACCAAUGCCAAAGAAAACGUAGCCAAAAGUCGCCCACGUCAUCCAACAGCAGAUGUCGAAAAGGCGAAGCGCUCGGAUUCAGAGUCGCCCGAAUCCUCCGCCAAGCGAAUGCGACAUUCCACUCCCAAGACUCCACGCACGAUUCUCACAAAUCAGCAGCAACACAAAUCGAGCGGCCCCUUACAAAUGCCCCCAAUGACAGCUAAUAUCAAAAACGAAAUAUAUACUGUGGAAAAUAUCGUUGAGGACUUGAGGCGUAUGGAUGCCAUCCGAGCUGCCGAAGCAGCCAGGGCAACAGCAGCAGCUGCAGCAGCAGCAACAACAGAAGGAGCAGCACCAGUAGCAACUAGUUGUCCAACAGCAGUUGAAAAUCCAUCCCAGUCAACCACACAAGCAACGAGUCCAUCCAAAGGGGGCGACACACAGGAAAUACUGAACAAGCUGCGGGCUUGCGGCGUGGAGGUCAAGCGUCGUAAUACACGAGAAAACACCGUUGAAAGUCCUACCCGGGGUGUGGAUCCAAAAAAGCAACUUGCUAUGGAUAUAAUGCGAAAAUUGCAAUCGAAUGGCAUCAAGUGCACCAAAGUCAAUAAUUCUAAGAAAUAAGAAAUUCAAUAUAUCUAUAAGUGCCCGUGCAUGUCUACAUUUAAA